Messenger RNA from Symbiodinium pilosum, 1050 nucleotides. The record is from the annotation of a GenBank genome assembly. NCBI's taxonomy places the organism in Eukaryota, Dinophyceae, Suessiales, Symbiodiniaceae.
GCCGCUGAUGGGGUUCUCCUCCAGCCAUCGAUAUGCAGGGAGAGAUCUGAUGGUUUGAGAUGGCUGGCACGUUGUCUCUUCCCACAAGCUCGAAGCAAAUCUCAGUACCAUACCCGUGUGUCGGUGGAUCCUGGCACCAGUCCUGUGGAGGCUUGGGACCUACCAACCUUGACGGCGGGUACGACAUCAACCUUGCAGUCUGCAUCAGGCGAGCAAGCCAGAGUGGACUUUGCCAAAGCAAGCCAGCGCAAGUGCAUGUCUACUUCAGCACAUCAACAAUCAAAGCAUGCUGCCGGUCGAGAAUGUGGAAAAACGGUAGAUGAAGCGUUAUCCGAACAAGGGUGCCAAAUACAGCAGUUGCCGGCAGAGCUGCUAGGGGAAGAGAUUCCCCUUGCAGAAGCGUGGGUGCUGUUGCCCCCGCUGCCUUCAGAAGAGCGCGGCCGGCAUACUUGCACGCAAGAUAUCGGGGAGGUGUCCGAUGCCAAGGCCGAAUGCUCGGAGGAAAUGCUUGUACUUCGAGAAAGGCCUGCAUCCUUCCGACGGGCUCCCCUCGGAAUUGCAGGUUUUGCAUCUUCUUCCUCUUCGAGGCCAACAACAGCCGGUGAAGAGUCAGCCGCCACGCAUGGCUCCCGCAUUUCUGGAAAGUCAUCUUGGCGCUCCCAGUGGACUCCUGGGCAGGCGGGAGUUGAUGAUACUGCCCAAAGCAUGGUGACUUCCGAAACAAGCCACCAGCCGCCACCUCCUCCGAAAAGUGAGCGGCAAAUGCAAAUCGGGAGUGCUGGAUCGGCUGAUGAUCCUGCAUUUCUUUUGGCACUCAAGCGUGCGAGCGAGAGUGUAAGCGCGAAAUUCGCUGAACCUCCGGCACUAGGUCAUCGCAAAUGGGGAAAAGCAUCCAGAGGAGGUAGCGAGGCCGACCUGCCUGCCUCAUGUGAUGCAGACCCCCACUGCACGAUUCGCCAGGAAGAGGCAGCCAUCCCGGAACAGGCGGCUGCCAAGCCCGGCUUCUCGGACCUUGCGCUCUCUUUUGCAAGCUUGGAUGGCGCAUUCUAA